GAAAAAUUGAAGUUUGAGAUGAUGACAGAAUUUCCAUGGGCAAGUCGGCACUUGUGCAAGAAGCCUCGGAGACCGGAGGCGAAGGCACCGGAAAGCAAGCUGUUGGAAGGUUUGGAAGUGUUCGACAUCAGUGCAUGCACAUGUCAUGUGGAGUGAUUCAUAGAAAUUCUUUGGUCAACGAUUUCAACAGCCAUAGAGAGAGGAGCUGCAGCUUUGCUUUUCGAGUUGAGUUGCGUUGUAGCGGUACAAGCCCCUUUUGUCAUGAAGAGUCGUCUUCUCCCGUCGUCAUUGCUGUCGCUGCUACAACUAGUACUGUAUCCAUCACUUCUUUGUGCGUUCAUCAUUCCCGAUCCCAUUGUCCAUUUUGGAAUUGGGGCUAUUGCCGGUGGAUGUGGUGCCAUUGCCUAUCAACCGUUUGACUAUGUCAAGGCUCAGAUACAGAGUGAAGAGGGGGCCAAACGGUAUCAAAACAAUGGAUUGGCGUGCUUUUGGGAAACCUUGCAACAGCACCCCCGUGCCUUGCUUACUGGAUUGCCCGUUUCCGUGACGGGUGUCGCGCCCGAGAAAUCGGUCAAAUUGGGGGUCAAUGAUAUACUCAAGGAUUCCUUCCUGCUGGCAAAUGGUGGAACAGUCUUGCCGCUCUGGAGUCAAAUCGUUUCGGGUGCCGUGGCGGGUGCCUGUCAAGUGGUAGUGUCAUCUCCCUUGGAUGUCAUUAAAGUGAGACUGCAAACCCGAAAGGAUGGUGAAGCAGAAGAAUCUGGUUUGGACAAGUUUCGUCUCGUAUGGCAAGAAGUCAAUGGCGUUGCCGGGCUCUAUCGGGGCGUUGAGGCCUGUCUGAUUCGGGACAUUUCCUUUACCGCCGUAUGCUUUCCUCUCUACAGUGCCUUGUUUGACUCGGGUAUAGAUCCAUUCCUGGCGGGGGCCAUGUCCGGUGUGGUAUCUACCUUCAUUGCUACCCCUGCCGAUAUGGUCAAGACUCGCAUUCUGACCAGACAGCAACAAACACAACCUCUUCCAGCAUUCAGCGCGGUAGCAGCAACAUCAACAACGCCAUCCAUCCGGGCUCAAUCGGAUGGAACCUUGGUCAUGAGUGGUGGCGGUGGCUUCAAUAAUGGCACCAUGGUUGGAAUCUAUGAGCCACAAGAGGUGGAUGUCAUGAUGGGAGAUCUGUCCCAAGACUUGAAAACAACUACCACUGACAAUGACAUUGAUAGCAGCAACAAUCCAUUUCUGGUCGCUAAACGAAUAGUGGAACAAGAAGGCUCCAAGGUAUUGUUCACUGGCGUUUCCGAGCGCUGUGUAGGGGCCAUUCCAAGGUUUGGAAUCACUCUGGGAGCUCAUGAAUGGUUGGAGCACUAUGCAUCCAGUGUUGGGCUGUUGUCCACUCAUUUGCCUUCCUAGUCUAGCAACACUCAAAACUAGCUGCAUGUAGCUAUUGGCUGGAUUCAGAAUUUCCCCCAUGUGUGUCUGUUAUGUGCAAAAUUAUUUUUAAAUUGACUUUUACAAAGCAAAAAUGCCCC
Messenger RNA from Seminavis robusta, 1520 nucleotides. The record is from the annotation of a GenBank genome assembly. NCBI's taxonomy places the organism in Eukaryota, Bacillariophyta, Bacillariophyceae, Naviculales, Naviculaceae.